This is a messenger RNA of Portunus trituberculatus (swimming crab), 1921 nucleotides long. RefSeq lists its product as uncharacterized. Bases 872 to 1921 code for a protein of 349 amino acids. The transcript has 7 exons. Gene Ontology annotation, molecular function: nucleic acid binding. Lineage: Eukaryota; Metazoa; Arthropoda; Malacostraca; Decapoda; Portunidae. The record is from RefSeq and is a predicted model, not a curated record.
UGGCUCUAGUAUUUGGUGUCUCUAGAUUCCAUCAAUAUUUAUAUGGUAGAAAAUUUACCCUUGUGACUGACCACAAGCCCUUGACUUACCUGUUUGGCAGAGAUGCUACUACACCUACAAUGGCUUCUCCUCGUGUCCGGCGUUGGGCGCUUAUCUUAUCUGCUCACGACUAUGAUAUUAAGUACAAAAAAGGUCCAGACAAUUCGAAUGCAGACUCCUUCAGUCGCCUCCCUCUUCCUGACCUGCCACAGUCCCCUACUUCACCAGCGGAGCUGGAUUGAGUAAUUGGACUACUAGAAUCUUCUGAAGUUGUGGAUGCUGCUGCCUUGCGGAGGGAGACUCAACGUGAACCAACUCUCUCACAGGUGCUGCGCUGGGUGAAAUGGGGCUGGCCCAGCAAAGAUCCCGGAGGUGUCUAUGGAGCUUACUACAUCAGAAGAAAUGAAAUCUUUCUCAAGGAUAGCUGCCUAAUAUGGGGUGCACGUGUUGUCAUCCCUGAAAAAUUUAGAGACUGUGUUUUGGGCCUGCUUCACGAUACUCACAUCGGUAUGUCAAGAAUGAAGGCGCUGGGCCGAAGUUACGUGUGGUGGCCUGGAAUAGAUAAGGAUGUGGAAGCCACGGUUAAGUCAUGAAGGAAAUGUGAAGAACACCAAAAUGCCCCUGAGGCUGCUGAACUACAUCCUUGGGAGUGGCCCACUAUUCCCUGGUCGAGGCUACACGUUGAUCAUGCUGGACCAUUUAUGGAUAACGGAACUGCCUUCACGAGUGAGCAAUUUAGCAAGUACUGCCAGAAAAGUGGCAUAAAGCACAUUAAGUCUGCCCCACUACCAACGGUUUAGCCGAGCGUGCAGUUCAGACCUUCAAAUCGACUAUGAGGAAGAUGGAGGAGGAGUCUGUACCCUGGAGUGUUCGAAUCAACCGUUUUCUCUUCAAGUAUCGAAAUACUCCUCAAAGCACCACUCAGCAGACACCUUCACAGCUCCUCAUGAACAGGGAGGUGCGUACUCGCCUUUCCAUGAUACAAGGCGACCUGACCACCAAGAUUCUUCGAAAGCAGGCAACUCAGUGCGAGGUUCAUGACAAGCAUGCUAGAACUCGAGUCUUCGUGGAAGGGGAUAAUGUGUGUACACAUUUUGGUGGACCCAAACUAGAAUGGGUUGCAGGAACAAUCCUGUCAAAAACAGGUCCGUUGUCCUACAUCGUCCAGCUUCACGACGGGCGAACAGUGAGAAGGCAUGUCGACCACAUUAGAAUUCGACACCUCGAAGCUAUAGCGAAACCUAUUGAUGCUGAGUCUUUUCUUCCAGACUAUAUACUCGAACCAGUGAUCCAACGUCCAGACCAGAUCGUUCCUGCUCCUGUUGAAGUUCUACCAACCCCUCCUUUACCCAAGAUGACGACUCCUGAAACUGAGGCUUCCGGGGGUUCGAAAUCUCCAGUACCGAGUAUUACGGUUCCUGAGGCAGAACAAUUGGUUUCAACUGACUCCACUCUUGACACCACACCCUCAAAGGCAAGCUACCGUCCUGACCACAUUAAAACUGGCAACCGCUGUUACGGCUCUCCAUCUUCCCUCUUCUCUGGGCCCCCACUACAACACACGGCGAGGUCAGAUUAUGGCUUGGCGCACGGUUGCUUGGGCGCGUGUGGCACGGAGCCAGACCCAGGGACUAAACUCCGAGUUGAAUUGCUGGCCUGGGUUGUGUCCGGCAGUACAAACUUGGCCGACAGGGCCAAAGACAAGUUGAGAGGCUAUGCAGUGAAAUUUAAUGUGGACAGCAUGGGAAAAGUUGGUGAAAGAACGCGCAUGAAAGCCAAGUACAAACACAACUAUCACCUCUCCUUCAGUGAAACCGCCCCAGAUGGGAACCGCCUUGUCGUGGUGGGGGAGCUUGCGUGCCUCUGUGACCUGGCGAGCUAG